AUCGAAUAAAUGCAAUUGAACAACGGCAUAAAGCUUUGGAAUUGUUUCUUCAAGAUUAUGUCACUAAUGUUGACUUCCUUUAUAGUAAUGAUGUUAACAGUAGAUUUUAUGAAUAUUCAAAGAUUAAAAAUGAUGAAAUACUAAAGGAUUAA
Molecule: messenger RNA, 152 nt
Organism: Scutellospora calospora
Lineage: Eukaryota; Fungi; Glomeromycota; Glomeromycetes; Diversisporales; Gigasporaceae
Source: the annotation of a GenBank genome assembly